UAAUGAGAGAUGGUAAAGGUUCAUCGGCUGGUUGGUGUUCCUGAAUGAAACCGACCUCGACCCUUCUUUUUACAGACAAAAAUAACUUGCCGGUAACAUGGAGGACGAGCAGACGGUGAAGUUUUAUCGCCUCUCGGAAGUGCAGGAGCGAAACACGUUCAAAAGUACCUGGAUCAUCAUCAACUAUAAAAUCUAUGACGUGACCAAGUUCCUGGAGGAGCACCCCGGAGGCGAGGAAGUGCUACGCGAGCAGGCGGGGGGCGAUGCCACGGAGAGCUUUGAGGACGUGGGACACUCCUCGGACGCCAGGCAGAUGACCGAGAGCUUCCUCGUCGGAGAGCUGCACCCGGACGACCGGCCCAAAAUUCAGAAACCCCCAGAAUCACAAGUAAUACCAGUCCCAGAAAGUUCAAGCUGGUGGACGAACUUGGUGAUCCCAGCACUGGUCGCUGCCAUUGUGACUUUGCUGUAUCGCUUGUACAUGUCAGAGGAUUGACCAGCUGACCUAUUUCAGCCUCUUCAAGCCAUUCCACUGCAAAGAUAGCGAUGUCUCCAAGGCCCGUGGAGCAAACGGCUCAUGUCCAGGUUCUCCUAUCUGCCAACGUGGGAAAUAAUUAUCUAUUCUUUUUAUUAUAAUUGUAUGGCCUUAACUGUACCAUUGCUUUUAAAUAUUAA
This is a messenger RNA of Scleropages formosus (Asian bonytongue), 675 nucleotides long. RefSeq names its product cytochrome b5-like. Gene Ontology annotation, cellular component: intracellular membrane-bounded organelle; membrane. The record is from RefSeq and is a predicted model, not a curated record. Lineage: Eukaryota; Metazoa; Chordata; Actinopteri; Osteoglossiformes; Osteoglossidae. Bases 98 to 496 code for a protein of 132 amino acids. The transcript has 5 exons. Gene Ontology annotation, molecular function: heme binding.